Messenger RNA from Pelodiscus sinensis (Chinese soft-shelled turtle), 1953 nucleotides. Lineage: Eukaryota; Metazoa; Chordata; Testudines; Trionychidae. The record is from RefSeq and is a predicted model, not a curated record.
GCUAACUCCGGAAGCCGGGCUGGGGCUGCCGAGUCGCGCCGGGGCCCCGCGCUGCAGCGCCCGCCAUGGCCGAGAGGAUCGAGCAGCGCAUCGAGGGCCGCCUCCCGGAGCUAGAGCAGCUGGAGCGGGUCGGGCUCUUCACGCGCAAGGAGAUCAAGGCAGUCAUAAAGAAGGCCUCCGCUCUAGAAUACAAAAUUCAGAGGAGAGCGCUCCACAAGGAAGACUUUAUCAAUUACAUCCAGUAUGAAAUUAAUAUGUUGGAACUAAUCAAGAAAAGAAGAUCGCGCAUUGGCUAUUCCUUUAAGAAGGAUGAGAUUGAGUAUUCUAUUGUGCAGAGAAUACACGGGCUGUUCAAGCGUGCCACAGAAAAGUGGAAAGAUGACAUUCAGCUCUGGUUGUCACAUGUGGCUUUUUGCAAGAAAUGGAAUAAAAAAAACCAGCUUAGCAAGGUAUUUUCUGCUAUGCUAGCCAUUCAUCCGAAUAAGCCAGCAUUGUGGAUUAUGGCUGCCAAGUGGGAGAUGGAGGAACGCUUUUCGUCCGAAAGUGCCAGGCACUUGUUCCUUCGUGCCUUGCGCUUCCAUCCAGAGUCUCCAAAACUGUAUCAAGAGUAUUUCAGAAUGGAACUGAUGCAUGCUGAAAAACAGAGAAAAGAAAAGAAGGAGUUUGAACAAGCCAAGAUGGAUUUGGGCGAGUUCAGUUAUUCUGAGGAGGUUCUGAAUGGGGAAAUGGCUCGAAUAAUCUACAGAAACGCCUUUCAGAAAAUUAAAGGUGCUGAAUUCCAUCUGUCCUUGCUUUCAAUUGCAAAGCUUUUUGAUUUUACGCAAGACUUGCAAAAAGAAAUUCUUGAAAACUUGCAGGCCGAGCAUGCUGAUGAUCCCCUUACGUGGGACUUCAUGGCCCGUCGGGAACUGGAAAUGGAGACCUUGCCAUCCCCAGAAUGUUCAGCUAAACAGGCAGAGCGGUGCUGUGCGGUCUUCGAGGAGGCAGUGACAUCGCUCCCCAUGGGAGCCAUGUGGAAAUGCUAUGUCACUUUUUGCCUGGAAAGACUUAACAGGAAAACCAAUAGUGAGGAAUUGAGGCGGAAGAGGCUGGACAGGACUUUGAGUGUGUUCAGCAGAGCCCAUGAGGCCACCUUGCUCCCUGAGACGUUGUAUAAGCAGUGGCUUCACCUGUUACUGGAGUGUGACCUUUCUGAGAAGGCCACAGAGGUAGCUGCAGCAGCAACUGAACGGUUCCGCCAGUCAGUGGAAAUGUGGCAAACAAGACUGCAGGUGCUAAUCAAACUGAACAAGUCCGAUGUGGCCCGGUGUUUUGAGGAAGCCAUGAGACAAGUGAAAUCUAAGGACUGUUUGCCUUUAUGGGCUCUCUGGGUGGAAUGGAGCGAAGCAGCAAACAGCAAGGAAGACACAGAAGCCCUCUACCAGAGAUCCUUAAUUGUCACAACCCCCACUGACUCAAUAACCAUGAAAGAAAAAUACCUUGAUUGGGCCUACAGGAUUGGUGGUUACAGGAAAGCAAAGAAAGUCUUUACCAGCCUGCAUGAAAGUCGCCCCUUUUCAGUCGAGUUCUUCAGGAAAAUGAUCAAAAUAGAAAAGGAACAAGAAGCCUGCAAGAUGCUUAAUCUGAGAGAAUACUAUGAACGUGCCCUGAGAGAGUUUGGUUCUACAGACUCUGAUCUCUGGCUAGACUACGUCAAAGAGGAGCUAAACCAUCCCCAAGGCAAACCAAUAAACUGCGGCAACAUUCACUGGAGAGCUAUGAAGAUGCUAGAGGGAGAACUAGUGGAAACAUUUGUUUCCAAAUACACUUUGCUGCAAACUGGACACUUGUGAAAAAUGUUGAUUACGUUGAACUUGCAAACAUUUCUGACAGACUGUCAGAGCACGGAAUUUGCAGGGUUGGUUGUCUAAAUUUUUCUACAAGAUUCUGAAAAUAAAUAUGUUCCUGACCCAA